Coregonus sp. 'balchen' is the source of this 22514-nucleotide messenger RNA. Lineage: Eukaryota; Metazoa; Chordata; Actinopteri; Salmoniformes; Salmonidae. The record is from the annotation of a GenBank genome assembly.
AUGUUUUCCAAAUCUGUUGUAUGUAAAAAGGCAUUGAUUUUGGGUUUCUAAAAAAGUGUGUGGUGGGGUGUUUGUGGGUUGUGUGUGUUUUGUGUGUGGGGUUUUUUGUUUUGGUUUUGGGUGUGUUUUGGGGUUUUGUGUUGUUGGUGUUUUUUGGUUGUGUGUGUGUGUGUUUGUGUGUGAGUUGCAGGUGCAGACUAAGUGUGUGUCCCAGUGUGUAGAAUUCUACUACCUCUCCAAAAGACUUCCUGACAAACAGAGGGAGCAGGAGCGAGGGAUGGAGGAGCGGACGAGUGUAAGGAAGCGUGCAUCGUUGUUGACCCUGUUAUGAUCUCUGUCAUCUCAUUGCCUCAUUCCAUCUCUCUCUUUCUAUUCGUCUCACACUAAACCUCCCUCCAUCUCUCUCGCGCUCUCUCUAUUUGUCCCUAUGUCCGUCCAUCUCUUUCCCUCUGCUGUCAGCAAUGCGCCCUUACGUAUGAUGCCUUCUGGUUUCUGGUGAAAUAAUUAGGAACAGCUGACGAAUCUUUAGUCAUACUCUGAUUCGUUGAGUCGUGUUCUAAUUCACUAGAUCAUCUUCUGAUUCGCUGGCUCAUGCUCUAUUGAGACUCAAAGUCAGAAUGUCUCCUUCUAGAGAGAAUAGAGAGAUUCUAUGGUAUUCAAAUAUCCUUUUACAGGUGGUGUCCCUCUCUAAACCUAUGGAAGGGGCGGUUCCAGCACCGUCGUUGGCUACCAGCUUCCCCUGUAAGCAGUGUGGAAAGUGAGUUUGCCCAACCCGAUGACUGAAUGAUCUAUACACCCUGCCUGAGUUUGAAUAUCGGUCUUUGGGCAGAUAUUGUAAUUUUUAAAUAAUCUUUCUUCAUCUCUUCCUUGCCCUCCCUCCUUCUUUUCCUCCCUCCCUCCCGGCCUCUCUAUAGGAUGUUCUACAAGAUAAAGAGUCGUAACGCCCAUAUGAAGAUCCAUCGGCAGCAGCAGGACGACUGGAGACACCCAGGCCUCGGCCUAAACCCAGCCCAGAACCUCAACCCCAACCUGGGUACCAAUCUACCCCAGCGCCAGGCUUCAGGUCAGGCCUACCUCGCAGGCCCCAUCAACAACAACAGCAACCACCGCACUGGUGGUGCUCACACCAUCAUCAACAACAACAACAUCAGUGUUCCAAACAUUCCAAACACCAAUACCAUAACCAAUAGCAACAGUGUAACUGUCAUCAACUCCACCCCUAAUCAGAGAGGACAUGCCCGCCUCCUCUCUGUCCAGCAAUCGUGGGACUUGUUUCAGUUGAAUUCUGAUCCUGCGGCAGGUUUCUACUAUGACCCGGAAGUGAAAGGAGCCCUGGGGGUCACCGGGGGAGGGGUGGAAGGUCAAAUCCUCUGGCAGUAGCAUUCUGGAAUCAUAAUGAAUAGAACAGACAUGUAUAGGACUACAUUCACAUUUUUAAAAAACUUGUUUUGCACCAUCGAAAGCAUUUAAAAUAUAUAAAUAGACUGGGAAAUCUGUAAAUGAUGUGUAUUGAGUAAAUUUUAUUAAAAUAUAUAUAUUUUUUAUCUCUCUGUAUCCCCGUUUUUCUUUCCCGCUCACACAUCCAUCCAUCCAUCCAUCCAUCCAUCCAUCCAUCCAUCCAUCCAUCCAUCCAUCCAUCCAUCCAUCCAUCCAUCCAUCCAUCCAUCCAUCCAUCCACCCAUCCAUCCACCCAUCCAUCCAUCCAUCCAUCCAUCCAUCCAUCCAUCCAUCCAUCCAUCCAUCCAUCCAUCCAACCAACCAACCAACCAACCCUUUGCCUAAAAAACCCCCAUCCUUUGCCUAAAUGGGUAGAUAUUGACAUAGAUAGGCUAAUGUUGACAGGGGUGCACAUCUUGUCUCUACAGCUCUCAAAGUGGUCCUAGUCACUGUGAGUUUCAGUUGAUGGUUAUCUGGAUGUGCGUACCAAAAUGGCACCCUAUUCCCUAUGUAGUGCACUACUUUCGACCAGGGCCCAUAGGAAUCUUGUCAAAAGCAGUGCACUAUAUGGGAAAUAUGGUACAAUUUCCUACCUUCAUCACCUGGGGCGGCCCGUCAGGAAGUCCAGGACCCAGUUGCACAGGGCGGGGUUCAGACCCAGGGCCUCGAGCUUAAUGAUGAGCUUGGAGGGCACUAUGGUGUUGAACGCUGAGCUAUAGUCAAUGAACAGCAUUCUUACAUAGGUAUUCCUCUUGUCCAGAUGGGAUAGGGCAGUGUGCAGUGUGAUGGCGAUUGCAUCGUCUGUGGAUCUAUUGGGGCGGUAAGCAAAUUGAAAUGGGUCUAGGGUGACAGGUAAGGUAGAGGUGAUAUGAUCUUUGACUAGUCUCUCAAAGCAUUUCAUGAUCUAACUGUAAGUCGCUCUGGAUAAGAGCGUCUGCUAAAUGACUAAAAUGUAAAAAUGAUGACAGAGGUGAGUGCUAUGGGGCGAUAGUCAUUUAGUUCAGUUACCUUUGCUUUCUUGGGUUCAGGAACAAUGGUGGCCAUCUUGAAGCAUGUGGGGACAGCAGACUGGGAUAGGGAGAGAUUGAAUAUGUCCGUAAACACACCAGCCAGCUGGUCUGCACAUGCUCUGAGGACGCGGCUAGGGAUGCCGUCUGGGCCGGCAGCCUUGCGGUGGUUAAGCAGGCUUAAAGGCCACAGUCCUUGGUAGUGGGCCUCGUCAGUGGCACUGUGUUAUCCUCAAAGCGGGCGAAGAAGGUGUUUUGCUUGUCUGGCAGCGAGACGUCGGUGUCGGCGACGUGGCUGGUUUUCCUUUUGUAGUCCGUGAUUGUCUGUAGACCCUGCCACAUACGUCUCAUGUCUGAGCCGUUGAAUUGCGACUCCACUUUGUCUCUAUACUGAUGUUUUGCCAGUUUAAUUGCCUUGCGGAGUGAGUAGCUACACUGUUUGUAUUCUGCCAUAUUCCCAGUCACCUUGCCAUGGUUAAAUGCGGUGGUUCGCGCUUUCAGUUUUGCGCGAAUGCUGCCAUCUAUCCACGGUUUCUGGUUAGGGUAGGUUUUAAUAGUCGCAGUGGGCACAACAUCACCUAUACACUUCCAGAUAAACUCAGUCACCGUUUCAGUGUAUUCGUCUAAAUUAUUUUUGCAAGCUACCCAGAACAUAUCCCAGUCCGCGUGAUCAAAACAAUCUUGAAGUGUGGAUUCCGAUUGGUCAGACCAGCGUUGAAUAGUCCUUAGCACGGGUACUUCCUGUUUGAGUUUCUGCCUAUAGGAAAGGAGGAGCAAAAUGGAGUCGUGGUCAGAUUUGCCCGAAAGGAUUGUGGGGGAGGGCCUUAUAACCAUCCCGGAAGUUCGAGUAGCAAUGGUCAAGGAUUUUAGCAGCCCGAAUACAACAGUCAAUAUGUUGAUAGAACUUUGGCAGCCUAGUCCUCAAAUUUGCUUUGUUAAAAUCCCCGGCUACAAUAAAUGCAGCCUCAGGAUAUGUGGUUUCCAAUUUGCAUAAAGUCCAGUGAAGUUCUUUGAGGGCCGUCGUGGUAUCGGCUUGAGGGGGGAUAUACAUGGCCGUGACUAUAACCUAAUAAAUUAUCUUGGGAGAUAAUAUGGUCGGCAUUUGAUUGUGAGGUAUUCUAGGUCAGGUGAACAAAAGGACUUGAGUUCCUGUAUGUUACUACAAUUACACCAUGAGUCGUUAAUCAUGAAACACACACCUCUGCCCUUCUGCUUCCCGGAGAGAUAUUUAUUUCUAUCUGCGCAAUGAACUGGGAACCAAUCUGGCUGGACCGAUUUCGACAGAAUAUCCCCAGAGAACCAUGUUUCCAUGAAACAAAGUAUGUUUCAGGCCUUGAUGUCUCUCUAGAAAGAAAUCCUUGCCCUGAGCUCGUUGACCUUGUUAUCCAAAGACUGAACAUUAGCGACUAGUAUACUUGGAAGUGGUGGGUGGUGUACUCGCCUCCUAAGUCGAACCAGCAGGCCGCUCCGAGUGCCUCUCCUCCGCCGGCUAUGUUUUGGGUCAGCUGCUGGAAUCAGUUCAAUUGCCCUGGGGAGAGCAAACAAAGGAUCUGCUUCGGGAAAGUCGUAUUCCUAGUCGUAAUGCUGGUGAGUUACCGCUGCUCUGAUAUCCAAUAGUUUUUCCCGGCUGUAUGUAAUGGCUCAAACUCAUUCAGAAGGAAAGAAAUUCACUUUUAAGAAGGCACACCUUUUAAUUAAAAUGCAUUCCAGGUGACUGCUGUGGUAUAGCUGUGGUACUACUGCUGUGGAAAAAGAAAAAGCCAUAUCUCAGACUGCCCAUCUUAAUCUUUUCUUUUUAUUGACCAGUCUGAGAUAUGGCUUUCUCUUUGCAACUCUGCCUAGAAGGUCAGCAUCCUGGAGUCGCCUCUUCACUGUUGAAAUUGAGACUGUUGUUUUGCGGGUACGAUUUAAUGAAGCUGCCAGUUGAGGACCUGUGAGGGGUCUGUUUCUCAAACUAGACACGCUAAUGUAUUUGUCCUCUUGCUCAGUUGUGCACCGGGGCCUCCCACUCCUCUUUCUAUUCUGGUUAGAGACAGUUUGUGCUGUUAUGUGAAGGGAGUAGUACACAGCAAUGUAUAUGAUCUUCAGUUUCUUGGUAAUGUCUCGCAUUGAAUAGCCUUCAUUUCUCAGAACAAGAAUAGACUGACGAGUUUCAGAAGAAAGUUAUUUGUUUCUGGCCAUUUUGAGCCUGUAAUCGAACCCACAAUUGCUGAUGCUCCAGAUACUCAACAACAGUGGCUUGUGAAAGUAUUCACCCCCCUUGGCAUUUUUCAUAUUUUGUUGCCUUACAACCGGGAAUUCAAAUGGAUUUUUGGGGAGGUUGUAUCAUUUGAUUUACACAACAUGCCUACCACUUUGAAGAUGCAAAUUUUUUUUGGGGUGAAACAAACAAGAAAUAAGACAAAAAUAAGACAAAAAAACCAGGAAAACUUGAGCGUGCAUAACUAUUCCCCCCCCCAAGUCAAUACUUUUGCAGCAAUUACAGCUGCAAGUCUCUUGGGAUCUCCCGAGUGGCGCAGUGGUCUAGAUAUCCUGGUUCGAAUCCAGGCUCUGUCGUAGCCGGCCGCGACCGGGAGACCCAUGGGGCGGCGCACAAUUGGCCCAGGGUAGGGGAGGGAAUGGCCGGCAGGGAUGUAGCUCAGUUGGUAAAGCAUGACGUUUGCAAUGCCAGGGUUGUGGGUUUGAUUCCCACGGGGGGCCAGUAUGAAAAAAAAUAAAAAAAAUAAUGUAUACACUCACUAACUGUAAGUCGCUCUGGAUAAGCGUCUGCUAAAUGACUAAAAUAUAUAAAAUAAAAAUAUAUAUGUCUCUAUAAGCUUGGCACAUCUAGCCACUGGGAAUUUUGCCCAUUCUUCAAGGCAAAACUGCUCCAGCUCCUUCAAGUUGAAUGGGUUCCGCUGGUGUACAGCAAACUUUAAGUCAUACCACAGAUUCUCAAUUGGAUUGAGGUCUGGGCUUUGACUAGGCCAUUCCAAGACAUUUAAAUGUUUCCCCUUAAACCACUCGAGUGUUACUUUAGCAGUAUGCUUAGGGUCAUUGUCCUGCUGGAAGGUGAACCUCCGUCCCAGUCUCAAAUCUUGAAGACUGAAACAGGUUUCCCUCAAGAAUUUCCCUGUAUUUAGUGCCAUCCAUCAUUCCUUCAAUUCUGACAAGUCUCCCAGUCCCUGACGAUGAAAAACAUCCUCGCGGGUGAUGAGAGGUGUUGGGUUUGCGGCCAGACAUAGCGUUUUCCUUGAUUGCCAAAAAGCUAAAUUGUUGUCUCAUCUGACCAGAGUACCUUCUUUCAUAUGAUUGGGGAGUCUCUCACAUGGCUUUUGGCGAACAUCAAACGUGUUUUCUAAUUUUUUCUCUUCCGUAAAGCCCAGCUCUGUGGAGUGUACGGCUUAAAGUGGUCCUAUGGAGCUGUGGAGCUUUGCAGCUCCUUCAAGGUUAUCUUUGGUCUCUUUGUUGCCUCUCUGAUUAAUGCCCUCCUUGCCUGGUCCGUGAGUUUUGGUGGACGGCCCUCUCUUGGCAGGUUUGUUGUGGUGCCAUAUUCUUUCCAUUUUUUAAUAAUGGAUUUAAUGGUGCUCCGUGGGUGUUCAAAGUUUCGUAUAUUUUUUUAUAACCCAACCCUGAUCUGUACUUCUCCACAGCUUUGUCCCUGACCUAUUUGGAGAGCUCCUUGGUCUUCAUGGUGUCGCUUGCUUGGUGGUGCCACUUUCUUAGUGGUGUUGCAGACUCUGAAGCCUUUCAGAACAGGUGUAUAUAUACUGAGAUCAUGUGACAGAUAAUGUGACACUUAGAUUGCAGACAGGUGGACUUUAUUUAACUAAUAAUGUGACUUCUGAAGGUAAUUGGUUGGACCAGAUCUUAUUUAGGAGCUUCAUAGCAAAGGGGGUGAAUUCAUAUGCACGCACCACUUUUCCGUUAUUAAUUUUUUAGAAUUUUUUGAAAGAAGUUAUUUUUUUCAUUUCACUUCACCAAUUUGGACUAUUUUGUGUAUGUCCAUUACAUGAAAUCCAAAUAAAAAUCCAUUUAAAUUACAGGUUGCAAUGCAACAAAAUAGGAAAAACACCAAGGGGGUGAAUACUUUUGCAAGGCACUGGAGUCUCAAGAAGCCCAGUUCUAUUCUCAACGGUAAUGGAAUACAGGAAUGAUGGUUGCUGAUAAUGGGCCUCUGUACGCCUAUGUAGAUAUUCCAUUAAAAAUCAGCCGUUUCCUACUAAAAUAGCCAUUUACAAUAUUAACAAUGUCUACACUGUAUUUCUGAUCAAUUUGAUGUUAUUUUAAUGGACAAAAAAAUUGCUUUUCUUUCGAAAACAAGGACAUUUCUAAGUGACCCCAAACUUUUGAACGGUAGUGUAUGUAAGCGUUGUUGUUCACUAGUCUACUCCAAUUAAGGGAGGGGUGGAAAAGUUAAAGGAAAAUAAAUUAUAAAAAAAGUAUUUCUAUGUAUCUGUAGACAUUGUUCAUUUAUAAAAACAAAUAGCAGGUGAACAGCACUAUUGUCGUGCUUAAGUUUAAGGUCAGAAUACGCAUAGAGAGAAACGCGCAUCAAAUUGAAAUUACAUUCCAUCUACACGCGCUUAACUCGGGUCCUAAGUGUUUGCCUUAAACACAGUGAAAUGGCAGCUUUUUAAACAUGUUUGAGAUAUUAAAAAGAUCACUGAAGACCUACAAUGUCUCACUUGACAUUGAAUAAUGUACAGUUGAAGUCGGAAGUUUACAUACACUUUCUUGUUAACAAACUAUAGUUUUGGCAAGUCGGUUAGGACAUCUACUUUGUGCACGACACAAGUAAUUUUUCCAACAAUUGUUUACAGACAGAUUAUUUCACUUAUAAUUCACUGUAUCACAAUUCCAGUGGGUCAGAAGUUUACAUACACUAAGUUGACUGUGCCUUUAAACAGCUUGGAAUAUUCCAGAAAAUGAUGUAAUGGCUUUAGAAGCUUCUGAUAGGCUAAUUGACAUCAUUUGAGUCAAUUGGAGGUGUACCUGUGGAUGUAUUUCAAGGCCUACCUUCAAAAUGUGCCUCUUUGCUUGACAUCAUGGGAAUAUAGAAAAUAAAUCAGCCAAGACCUCAGAAAUAAAAUUGUAGACCUCCACAAGUCUGGUUCAUCCUUGGGAGCAAUUUUCAAACGCCUGAAGGUACCACGUUCAUCUGUACAAACAAUACUACGCAAGUAUAAACACCAUGGGACCACGCAGCCGUGAUACAGCUCAGGAAGGAGAUGCGUUCUGUGUCCUAGAGAUGAACGAAAUUUGGUGCAAAAAGUGCAAAUCAAUCCCAGAACAACAGCAAAGGACCGUGUGAAGAUGCUGGAGGAAACAGGUACAAAAGUAUCUAUAUCCACAGUAAAAUGAGUCCUAUAUCGACAUAAACUGAAAGGCUGCUCAGCAAGGAAGAAGCCACUGCUCCAAAACCGCCAUAAAAAAGCCAGACUACAGUUUGCAACUGCACAUGGGGACAAAGAUCGUACUUUUUGGAGAAAUGUCCUCUGGUCUGAUGAAUCAAAAAUAUAACUGUUUGGCCAUAAUGACCAUCGUUAUGUUUGGAGGAAAAAAGGGGGACGCUUGCAAGCCGAAGAACACCAUCCCAACCGUGAAGCACGGGGGUGGCAGCAUCAUGCUGUGGGGGUACUUUGCUGCAGGAGGGACUGGUGCACUUCACAAAAUAGAUGGCAUCAUGAGGAAGGAAAAUUAUGUGGAUAUAUUGAAGCAACAUCUGAAGACAUCUGUCAGGAAGUUAAAGCUUGGUCGCAAAUGGGUCUUCCAAAUGGACAAUGACCCCAAGCAUACUUCCAAAGUUGUGGCAAAAUGGCUUAAGGACAACAAAGUCAAGUCAUUGGAGUGGCCAUCACAAAGCCCUGACCUCAAUCCUGUAGAAAGUUUGUGGGCAGAACUGAAAAAGCGUGUGCGAGCAAGGAGGCCUACAAUCCUGAGUCAAUUACACCAGAUCUGUCAGGAGGAAUGGGCCAAAAUUCUCCCAACUUAUUGUUGGAAGCUUGUGGAAGGCUACCCAAAACGUUUGACCCAAGUUAAACAAUUUAAAGGCAAUGCUACCAAAUACUAAUUGAGUGUAUGUAAACUUCUGACCCACUGGGAAUGUGAUGAAAGAAAUAAAAGCUGAAAUAAAUCAUUCUCUCUACUAUUAUUCUGACAUUUCACAUUCUUAAAAUAAAGUGGUGAUCCUAACUGACCUAAAACAGGGAAUUUUUACUAGGAUUAAAUAUCAGGAAUUGUGAAAAUGUAUUUGGCUAAGGUGUAUGUAAAUUUCCGACUUCAACUGUAUGUGUGUUUAUGUAUAUACAGUUGAAGCCGGAAGUUUACAUACACCUUAGCCAAAUACAUUUAAACUCAGUUUUUCACAAUUCCUGACAUUUAAUCCUAGUAAAAAUUCCCUGUCUUAGGUCAGUUAGGAUCAUCACUUUAUUUGUGUGUGUGUGUGUGUUUGUGUGUUGUGUUGUGUUGUGUGUGUGUGUCUUCUUUUGUAACUUUUGUAGUUGGUGAUCUCAUAGUACAAACAGGAAGUUAUUCUCCUGUUUGUUUAGUGCUAGCAGGAUGAUGAUUAUGAUGAAGAAUAUUAAGAGACAAUAGUUGUUAUGAUGAUGAUGAUGAUGAUGAUGAUGAUUAAGAAUAAGAUGGUGACGAAGAUGACGAUACAAAAUAAUAAUAUGAUGAUGAUGGUGAUGAUGAUGAUGGUGAUGAAGAUGAUGAUGAAGCAGAAAAAUAGGAAUAUGAUGGUGAUGGUGAUGAUAGUGAUGAUGGUGAUGGUGAUGGUGAUGAUGAUGAUGAUGAUGGUUAUGAUUAAGGUGAUGGUCUGAGUUUUACAAAAAUAAUGCUUUAAACUACCCUUCUGACCAUACAGUAUGUUAUCUGGGUGUAUUGGCUGUCUAACUGGUGAUAUUUGUCUAUCAUAGUUCUGUGUCUAUUCUCUAGUCUCGUGGUCUGUCUCUAUUCUCUAGUCUCGUGGUCUGUCUCUAUUCUCUAGUCUAAUGAGCUGUCUCUAUUCUCUAUUUUUAAUGGGCUGUCUCUAUUCUCUAGUCCAAUGGGCUGUCUCUGUUAACUCUUCUAGUCUCGUGGUCUGUCUCUAUUCUCUUGUCUAAUGGGCUGUCUCUAUUCUCUAGUCCAAUGGGCUGUCGCUAUUCUCUAGUCCAAUGGGCUGUCUCUAUUAACUCUUCUAGUCUCGUGGUCUGUCUCUAUUCUCUUGUCUAAUGGUCUGUCUCUAUUCUCUUGUCUAAUGGGCUGUCUCUAUUCUCUAGUCCAAUGGGCUGUCUCUAUUAACUCUUCUAGUCUAAUGGGCUGUCUCUAUUCUCUAGUCUAAUGGUCUGUCUCUAUUAACUCUUCUAGUCUCGUGGUCUGUCUCUAUUCUCUAGUCUAAUGGGCUGUCUCUAUUCUCUAGUCCAAUGGGCUGUCUCUAUUAACUCUUCUAGUCUCGUGGUCUGUCUCUAUUCUCUAGUCUAAUGGUCUGUCUCUAUUCUCUAGUCUAAUGGGCUGUCUCUAUUCUCUAGUCUAAUGGGCUGUCUCUAUUCUCUAGUCUAAUGGGCUGUCUCUAUUCUCUAGUCUAAUGGGCUGUCUCUAUUCUCUAGUCUAAUGGGCUGUCUCUAUUCUCUAGUCUAAUGGUCUGUCUCUAUUCUCUAGUCUAAUGGGCUGUCUCUAUUCUCUAGUCCAAUGGGCUGUCUCUAUUAACUCUUCUAGUCUCGUGGUCUGUCUCUAUUCUCUAGUCUAAUGGGCUGUCUCUAUUCUCUAGUCCAAUGGGCUGUCUCUGUUCUCUAGUCCAAUGGGCUGUCUCUAUUCUCUAUUCAGACUGGUACAUAUUUUCUUAGGCCGUUUCUCUUUCCAACGUGUAAGUGUAGUUGUCAGUCUAUGACCCUGUGCGUGUGUUCGCUACUGCACGGCUGUGUGUGUGUUCCCUGUUUAUAACAGAAAGCCAUACUGGACCAGUACCAGACCUUACCGUGACCAUCUCAUCUGUCUGUUCUUAGAGGGUCUUACCGAACCCCUUCCCCAUCCCGCCAAGAUUGUGUAUGUGUGUGUUUGUUUUAUUGCGUGUGUUCACUAAAAGUGAAGGUUAUUAGUCAGUUUGAAGCCUUUUUCCACAUCAUACUCUCCCAUUGACCUCUGUGGAGCCAAUUGAUUGUAGUGUAGUACCAGUGAUCACCACAGGGUGGCAGCAGAGGCCUGUAAAACAGAUCCAUCAGCAUCACUCAGACAGUAGAAGGAGCAUUAACCUAGGAAGGAAUGUCUAUGAUGACAUGGAUGUGGUAGUGCACACUUGGCAGACAUUCACAUUUACAGCUGAACAGCUACUGAGAUGAGAUGAGGUGAGAUAAUAAUAUGCCAUUUAGCAGACGCUUUUAUCCAAAGCGACUUACAGUCAUGUGUGCAUACAUUUUUACGUAUGGGUGGUACCGGGGAUCGAACCCACUACCCUGGCGUUACAAGCACCGUGCUCUACCGAUUGAGCUACAGAUGAUGAGAUGAGUGUGUGUGCUGAGGUAGUAGUCAGAUCUUGAUGGCUGUGUGUCAGUGUGUCGGUAGUUGGACACACCUUGGUUUCUCAAAUGACUGCCUCGCCUGGUUCACCAACUACUUCCCAGAUAGAGUUCAGUGUGUCAAAUCGGAGGGCCUGUUGUCUGGACCUAUGGCAGUCUCUAUGGGGGUGCCACAGGGUUCAAUUCUUGGGCCGACACUUUUCUCCGUGUAUAUCAAUGAUGUCGCUCUUGCUGCUGGUGACUCUCAGAUCCACCUCUACGCAGACGACACCAUUUUGUAUACAUCUGGCCCUUCAUUGGACACUGUGUUAACAAACCUCCAAACGAGCUUCAAUGCCAUACAACAAUCCUUCAGUAGCCUCCAACUGCUCUUAAACACUAGUAAAACUAAAUGCAUGCUUUUCAAUCGAACGCUGCCGGCACCCGCCCACCCGACUAGAAUCACCACUCUCGACGGGUCUGACCUAGAGUAUGUGGACAACUACAAAUACCUAGGUGUCUGGUUAGACUGUAAACUCAACUUCCAGACUCACAUAAAGAAUCUCCAAUCCAAAGUUAAAUCUAGAAUCGGCUUCCUAUUUCGCAACAAAGCCUCCUUCACUCAUGCUGCCAAACAUGCCCUCGUAAAACUGACUAUCCUACCGAUCCUUGACUUCGGCGAUGUCAUUUACAAAAUAGCCUCCAACACUGUACUCAGCAAAUUGGAUGUAGUCUAUCACAGUGCCAUCCGUUUUGUCUCCAAAGCCCCAUAUACUACCCACCACUGUGACCUGUACGCUCUUGUUGGCUGGUCCUCACUACAUGUUCGUCGUCAAACCCACUGGCUCCAGGCCAUCUAUAAAUCACUGCUAGGCAAAUCCCCGCCUUAUCUUAGCUCAUUGGUCACCAUAGCAGCACCCACCCGUAGUCUGCGCUCCAGCAGGUAUAUCUCACUUGUCAUUCCCAAAGCCAACACCUCCUUUGGCUGCCAUUCCUUCCAGUUCUCUGCUGCCAAUGACUGGAACGAAUUGCAAAAAUCUCUGAAGCUGGAGACUCUUAUCUCCCUCAAUAACUUUAAGCAUCAGUUGUCAGAGCACCUUACCGAUCACUGCACCUGUACACAGCCCAUCUGAAAUUAGCCCACCCAACUACCUCAUCCCUAUAUUGUUAUUUAUUUUGCUCUUUUGCACCCCAGUAUCACUAUUUGCACAUAAUCUCUUGCACAUCUAGCAUUCCAGUGUUAAUACUAUUGUAAUUAUUCUGCACUAUAGCCUAUUUAUUGCCUUACCUCCAUAACUUGCUACAUUUGCACACACUGUAUAUAUAUUUUCUGUUGUAUUUCUGACUUUAUGUUUUUUACCCCAUAUGUAACUCUGUGUUGUUUUUAUUGCACUACUUUGCUUUAUCUUGGCCAGGUCGCAGUUGUAAAUGAGAACCUGUUCUCAACUGGCUUACCUGGUUAAAUAAAGGUGAAAUAAAAUAAAAUAAAAUAAAUUGGAGGUUAGUGCUGGGUAAAAUGACUAAUGCAAUGAAUGUCUUAGGCAUAGACAUUUACAGAGCAACUUACAUUUAGUGAGUGCAUACAUUCUUUUUUAUACACUGGCCCCCCAUGGGAAUCGAACCCACAACCCUGGCGUUGCAAACGCCAUGCUCUACCAACUGAACUACAUCCCUGCCGGCCAUUCCCUCUCCUACCCUGGACCAAUUGUGCGCCGCCCCGUGGGUCUCCCGGUCGCGGCCGGCUACGACAGAGCCUGGAUUCGAACCAGGAUCUCUAGUGGCACAGCUAGCACUGCAGAGCCUUAGACCACUGCGCCACUCAGCCACAAGUGAUAAAAGGUGCUUCCUCAGUCCCUCCCCUCUCUCAUUGGCACUGGGAGUUUCAUGGCACUGCUGACAAAUGCCAACAGGCUUGUUCUGGUUGUCCAUAAAUUUUUUGCAUUGGUUGAAAACAUUGUUUAAGACAUCUCUCUCUCUCUCUCCUCUCUCUCUCUCUCUCUUCUCCUCUUCUCCUCUCUCUCUCCUCUCUCUCAUACCUCUCUCUCUCCCUCUCUCUCUCUCCUCUCUCAUCUCUCUCCAUCUCUCUCUUCUCUCUCUCUCUCCCUCUCCCUCCUCUCGUCUCUCUCAUCUCUCCUCUUCCUCUCCUCUCCUCUUCUCUCCUGGCCUCUCCCCUCUCUCUACACCUCUCGCAUCUACUCCGUCCUUCCUCUCAGUCUCCAUCGUCUCAAAUCCGGAUCGUCUCCAAUGUACAAUCAGAAGUCAUCCCUCUCUCGCUCUCGCUCUCCAUCCGGAUGUUGCUGUGCCGUUGCCCGGGGUUGGGUCCCGAGGAGGUCUGGGGUUGCUGGCGGUGAAGAGGGCGUAUCUUCUCUCUCGCUCCGCCCAUUUGUCCCCCCAGAACCUUGAGUAUUAACCAAUCAAAAAGGUAAUAAUGGCCAACAGAGGUAAGGCUCAGCCCACAACAUGACAAGACAAGACAUUAUAACUAUGGCCAUGAGUGACAUCACUUGACAAGACUGGACAUCAGAUUGCAUCACAUCUCAUGGCAGUGGUUUAUGUCCCAACACAUUACAGACAUCUUAUCCAAUAUUAUAUUAUCUUGAAUUUUGACAGCCUUUAUCACAUUGCAUUAGAGCUCAUUCUGUCACAACACAUGGCAAUACCUAAGGUCUACUGUAUUUUCCAGCACAUUACAAUUCAUCUGGGUUACACAUGAUAUCCUAUUGCGUCAUGUAUCUAACCAUUUCAUUGCAUUAGAUCUCAUGAUAUACCAUCACUUGGCUAUAGCUAGAUGGUAGCUACACAGACAACUAGCGCAGCUCAAAGCUACACAGACACCUAGCCCAGCUCAAAGCUGCACAGACACCUAGCGCAGCUCAAAGCUACACAGACACCUCAAAGCUACACAGACACCUAGCCCAGCUCAAAGCUACACAGACAACUAGCCCAGCUCAAAGCUACACAGACACCUAGCCCAGCUCAAAGCUACACAGACACCUAGCCCAGCUCAAAGCUUAAAUGGAAGAAGUUUGGAACCACCAAGACUCUUCCUAGAGCUGGCCGCCCGGCCAAACUGAACAAUUGGGGGAGAAGAGCCUUGGUCAGGGAGGUGACCAAGAACCCGAUGGUCACUCUGACAGAGCUCCAGAGUUCCUCUGUGGAGAUGGGAGAACCUUCCAGAAGGAUAACCAUCUCUGCAGCACUCCACCAAUCAGGCCUUUAUGGUAGAGUGGCCAGAUGGAAGGCACUCCUCAGUAAAAGGCACAUGACAGCCCGCUUGGAGUUUGCCAAAAGGCACCUAAAGACUCUCAGACCAUGAGAAACAAGAUUCUCUGAUCUGAUGAACCCAAGAUUGAACAUUUUGGCCAGAAUGCUAAGCGUCACGUCUGGAGGAAACCUGGCACCAUCCCUACGGUGAAGCAUGGUGGUGACAGCAUCAUGCUGUGUACAGAAUCUUUCCAGAUCCUUGAUAUCCUUCAUUUGCACUUAUGGACUACCCUCUUCAAUUCAAACCACAGGUUUUCAAAUGGGGUUCAAGUCCGGAGACUAAGUAAAAUGUUAAACUUGUGGAAAGUUAACCAUUUAAUUGUAGAUUUUGAUGAGUGCUUGGGGUUAAUGUCUUGCUGGAAGAUCCACUUUCGGCCAUGUUCCAGCCUCCUGGCAGAGGAAAGCAGGUUUUUGGCUUACAUGUCCUGAUACUUGGUACAGUUCAGGAUGCAGUCUUUUUUGCUCAUCUUUAGAAAGGGUGCCAAUGGCUGGUUAUGAGACCUACAGAAGAGUGUCAAAACAUUUAUUACAAAUGUGUUUUUUUCCCUGCCAAGAAGUUUCCUUUCGUUUGAAAGUUUGUUUCUUAAAUCCCUUUGUUGUUGUUGUAAUGAAUUCUGUACAGUCAUCAUCAUAUUUUUAAAGAACUUGUAGAAAAUACACUUUAUGACACUGUCAAGAAGCAUUAUGACCGUCCUGUGUCACUUUACUUGGACUAAGAAAAUAAGCUUUAUGACACUGUCAUGAAGCAUUAUGACCGUCCUGUGUCACUUUACUUGGACUAAGAAAUAAGCUUUAUGACACUGUCAUGAAGCAUUAUGACCGUCCUGUGUCACUUUACUUGGACUAAGAAAAUAAGCUUUAUGACACUGUCAUGAAGCAUUAUGACCGUCCUGUGUCACUUUACUUGGACUAAGAAAAUAAGCUUUAUGACACUGUCAAGAAGCAUUAUGACCGUCCUGUGUCACUUUACUUGGACUAAGAAAUAAGCUUUAUGACACUGUCAAGAAGCAUUAUGACCGUCCUGUGUCACUUUACUUGGACUAAGAAAAUAAGCUUUAUGACACUGUCAAGAAGCAUUAUGACCGUCCUGUGUCACUUUACUUGGACUAAGAAAAUAAGCUUUAUGACACUGUCAAGAAGCAUUAUGACCGUCCUGUGUCACUUUACUUGGACUAAGAAAAUAAGCUUUAUGACACUGUCAAGAAGCAUUAUGACCGUCCUGUGUCACUUUACUUGGACUAAGAAAAUAAGCUUUAUGACACUGUCAAGAAGCAUUAUGACCGUCCUGUGUCACUUUACUUGGACUAAGAAAAUAAGCUUUAUGACACUGUCAAGAAGCAUUAUGACCGUCCUGUGUCACUUUACUUGGACUAAGAAAAUAAGCUUUAUGACACUGUCAAGAAGCAUUAUGACCGUCCUGUGUCACUUUACUUGGACUAAGAAAAUAAGCUUUAUGACACUGUCAAGAAGCAUUAUGACCGUCCUGUGUCACUUUACUUGGACUAAGAAAAUAAGCUUUAUGACACUGUCAUGAAGCAUUAUUUAACAUUUACAUUUACGUCAUUUAGCAGAUGCUCUUGUCAUGGUUUCGGCCGAGACUGCUCCUCCUCCUGGUUCGGGCAGGCCUCGGCGUUCGCCGUCCCCGGAAUACUAGCUGCCACCGUUGUAUGUUUCGUGGUGUGAUUGCUUUGGUCUGUCUUGUACACCUGUAUCUGUUUGUGUCCUGAUUACGUGUCCUAUAAGUUCCUUGUUUUGUAUUAGUUUCAUUGUGUGUUGUUAUUUCUGCCUGUCGUGCGGAGCUGCGUGUUUGCACUCUGUCUAUUUCUUUGGAUUAUUGUUUUACGCAUGUUUGCGUAAUUGCCUCGCCUCCGUCUGUUUUCGAGGUCGUGUAUUUUGUUGCACUUGGGACUAUUAAAGUCUUUUGGACGAAACCUCUGUGUCCUGCGCCUGACUCCUCCACCACAUCCACAUCGGUUCUUCUGACAGCUCUUAUCCAGAGCGACUUACAAAUUGGUGCAUUCACUUUAUGAUAGCCAGUGGGACAACCACUUUACAAUACAAUUUACAAAUCUUUUUUUUAUUUGUUUUUUUUAUUUGUAUUAUUAUAAUUUUUAAAAAUAUAUUUUGUGGGGGUGGGGUGGGGGGGUGGGGGGGGUAGAAGGAUUACUUUUAUCCUAUCCCAGGUAUUCCUUAAAGAGGUGGGGUUUCAAGUGUCUCCGGAAGGUGGUCAGUGACUCCGCUGUCCUGGCGUCGUGAGGGAGCUUGUUCCACCAUUGGGGUGCCAGAGCAGCGAACAGUUUUGACUGGGCUGAGCGGGAACUGUGCUUCGCAGAAGUAGGGGGACCAGUAGGCAAGAGGUGGAAGAACGCAAUGUCCUUGUUUGGGUGUAGGGACUGAUCAGAGCCUGAAGGUAUGGAGGUGCCGUUCCCCUCACAGCUCCGUAGGCAAGCACCAUGGUCUUGUAGCAGAUGCGAGCUUCAACUGGAAGCCAGUGGAGUGUGCGGAGGAGCGGGGUGACGUGAGAGAACUUGGGAAGGUUGAACACCAGACGGGCUGCAUUGUAACCAUCAUAAUCAUGUAAGCCAGAUGGCCUAUUAUGUACAGGCCCUUAUGUCAGUCAUCAAAAAAUAGGGUGUUUUGUCCUGCUCCUGAAAUCUGCUCCUGCAUUCAUCAGGAACAUUGCGGUAGGUGCAUGUCUGACACCAGUGUGUGCGCAAUUACAAUUAUAUAAUUUAACAUGGUCAAUUUCAGAAAAUGGUAUAUAACAUAAACAUACUGGUGACAAGUAGGCUAUGGUGUAAUGGAAUGUUUUGCCUUGUGUGGUUUUGUGGAUUUUGACAGUCUUAUGUAGGCAGCAUACCACCCUGCAUUCCACUGCUGUCUUGCCUCUGAAUCUAAGCAGGGUUGGUGGAAGUGGUGUUGGAGGGCCAGUCUAAAACAAAAUAUCCCAAUGCCCCAGGGCAGUGAUUGGGGACAUUGCCCUGUGUAGGGUGCCAUCUUUCAGAUUGGAUGUUAAACGGGUGUCCUGACUCUCUGUGGUGACUAAAGAUCCCAUGGCACUUAUCGUAAGAGUAGAGGUGUUAAACCCGGUGUCCUGGCUAAAUUCCCAAUCUGGCCCUCAUACCAUCAUGGCCACCUAAUCAUCCCCAGCUUCCAAUUGGCUCAUUCAUCCCCCCUCCUCUCCUUUAUUCCCCAGGUCAUUGCUGCAAAUGAGAAUGUGUUCUCAGUCAACUUAUCUGGUAAAAUAAGAGUUAUAUACAAAUAAAAUAGAAUUCAUAACCCUUUCCCAAUCCCCUCCAACUCACAAGGCAGGAAAAAUGCUUGACCUCAUCUUUAAGAGAGGCUGUUCGCCUACUAAUCUCACUGCAACCCCCCUCCAGGUCUCUGAUCACUACUUUAUUUCCUCCAACCCUACCUAGAUGGUCAUGCGCUAUCACAAGCUUUGUUCUCUCUCUCCUCUUCUAUCCUAUCAUCUCUCCCAUCUGCUAAAUCCUUCUCCUUCCUGUCUCCUGAUUCUGCCUCUUUGAUCCUACUCUCCUCUCUUUCCGCACUGUCCUCUUUCCUCCCGGCCGGCUCGGCCCUCCCCUCCUGCUCCGUAGCAGAGUGACUCAUUGCGAGCAGGUACAGUGAAAUGUGUUGCUUUAUAGGGUCUGCCAUAGCAGUACAGUACCCCUGGAGCAAAUUAGGGUUAAGUGCCUUGCUCAAGGGCACGUCAACACAUCAACCUUGUUGGCUCGGUUAAUAGCCCAACGCUCUAACAGCUAGGCGACCAUCUUCCACCCAUUCACAAUGGAAGCGAAUUAAUCAUAGUCGGCAGGACAAGCAUGAGAUAGUGAGAUCCUAUUGGCGCGUUCUAGCAUAUAUUUGAACAGGGCUGCGGGCAGCUGAGUGAAAAUGGCGGUAAACUAAACUUCCAGAGGAUCUAUCAUCCUUUCCCUCCCUCCUCUCUACCUUCGCUUCCUCUGCAUCCGCUGCUAAAGACACAUUCUACCACUACAAAUGUCAAGCUUCUGCCUCUAACCCUAGGAAACUAUUUUCCACCUUCUCCUCCCUCCUUAAUCCUCCACCCCGUUCCCCUCCCUCUCUGCGGACGACUUUGUCAACCACUUUGAAAAUAAAGGUUGAUGACAUCCGCUACUCAUUCACUCAGCCUUUUGAGUCCACUGGUCUCACUCACACAGAACUACCCUACGCCUUGACCUCUUUCUCCCCUCUCUCUCCAGAUGACAUCCUGCGACUAGUGAGGUCUGGCCGCCCGACAACCUGCCCGCUGGAGCCCAUCCCCUCCUACCUUCUCCCAUCUCUGGAGACCUUCUCCCAUUCCUCACUUCCCUCAUCAGCUCAUCCCUGACCACUGGCUGCAUCCCCUCUGAAUUCAAAAUGGCCCGAUUUGCUCCCCUCCUCAAGAAACCAACACUCAACUCAUCUGACGUCAAAAACUAUAGACCUGUAUCACUUCUUUCUUUUCUUUCUAAAACACUUGAGCGUUCUGUCUCUGAUCAACUCUCUCGCUAUCUCUCUCAGAACUAUCUUUUUGACUCCAACCAGUCAGGCUUCAUUCACUCAACUGAGACUGCUCUUCUCUGUGUCACGGAGGCUCUCCGCACUGCCAAAGCUGACUCUCUCUCCUCUGUUCUCAUCCUCCUAGAUUUAUCCACUCCCCUCGACACCGUGAACCAUCAGAUCCUCCUUUCCACUCUCUCAGGGCUGGGCGUCUCAGGAUCUGCACAGUCUUGGAUUGCAUCCUACCUGGCAGGCCGCUCCUACCAGGUGACGUGGAGAGGAUCUGUGUCUGCACCACGUACUCUCACUACUGGUGUCCCCCAGGGCUCGGUUCUAGGCCCUCUCCUCUUCUCUCUAUACACAAAGUCACUCAGCUCCGUCAUAUCCUCACAUGGUCUCCUAUCAUUGCUAUGUGGAUGAACUACUUUUCUCCUCCCCCCUUCUGACACCCAGGUGGUGGCGCAUCUCUGCGUGCCUGACAGAUAUAUCAACUUGGAUGUUGGCCCACCACCUCAAGCUCAAACUUGACAAGACAAAGCUUCUCUUCCUCCUGGGGAAGGCUUGCCCGCUCAAAGACCUCUUCAUCAUGGUUGACAGCUCAACAGUGUCGCCCUCCCAGAGUGCAAAGAACCUUGGCUUGACCCUGGACAACACCCUGUCAUUCUCUGCAAACAUCAAAGCAAUGACCCGCUCCUGCAGGUUCAUGCUCUACAACAUCCGUAGAGUAUGACCCUACCUCAGGUCCUAAUCCAGGCACUUGUCCUCUCCCAUCUGGACUACUGCAACUCGCUGUUGGCUGGGCUCCCCGCUUGUGCCACCAACCCCUGCAACUUAUCCAGUACGCUGCAGCCCAUCUGGUGUUCAACCUUCCCAAGUUCUCUCAUGUCACCCCGCUUUUCCGCACACUCCACUGGCUUCCAGUCGAAGCUCGCAUCCACUACAAGACCAUGGUACUUACCUACGGAAGAGCAAGAGGAACUGCCCUUCCCUACCUUUAGGCUAUGCUCAAACCCUACACCCCAACCUGAGUACUCUGUUCUGCCACCUCUGGUCUCUUGGCCCUCCCACCCCUACCAGAAGGCAGCUCCCGCUCAGCCCAGUCCAAGCUCUUCUCUGUCCUGGCACCCCAAUGGUGGAAAACCAGCUUCCCUCUGAAGCUAGGACAGCAGAAUCCCUGCCCAUCUUCUGAAAACAUCUGAAACCCUUCAAACAGUAUCUUAAAUAAUCCUCCUCCUCACCUCGACCCCCCCCCCCCCAAAAAAAAAAAAAAAAAAAAAAACAUGCACUUGACUACCGAUAACUAGCUCUGACUACUGAUAGCUACGUUAUUGAUGAUACAUGUACUUUCUAUGCCUGUGAUAUGUGGUUGUCCCACCUAGCUGUUUUAAGAUUAAUGCACCAACUGAAAGUCGCUCUGGAUAAGAGCGUCUGCUAAAUGCCUACCUGCAUAUAUCUGACAUCAUUAAAGUAGCUAAGGUGAGUCUGAACUCUAACCCUCAGUGUGUUAGUGCUGUGCUGGAAUCUAAGCCUAUACACAUGCCUGGAUUUAAAAGGAUGGAACGAGGUAUUAGGUAUGUACCCCAAGGCCCUUGGCACCAUCUAGCCAGAAGCUUAUUGCUAUCCCCCCUCCCUCCCUCCCUGCCUCCCUGCCUCCCUGCCUCCCUCCCUUCCUCCCUGCCUCCCUGCCUCCCUCCCUGCCUCCCUGCCUCCCUCCCUUCCUCCCUGCCUCCCUGCCUCCCUGCCUCCCUGCCUCCCUCCCUGCCUCCCUGCCUCCCUCCCUUCCUCCCUGCCUCCCUCCCUGCCUCCCUCCCUCCCUCCCUCCCUGGCCUCCCUCCCUGCCUCCCUGCCUCCCUCCCUUCCUCCCUGCCUCCCUCCCUCCUCCUAGCCCUCCCUCCCUCCCUCCCUCCCUUCCUCCCUCCCUCCCUCCCUCCCUCCCUCCCUCCCUCCAUCCCUCCAUCCCUCUCCCUCCACCCUCCUCUUCCUCCCUCCUCCUCCCUCUCCCUCCCUUCCCUCUCCUCCUUCCCUCCAUUCCCUCCCUCUCUUCCUCCCUCCCUCCCUAGCCCUCCUCCUCUCUCCUCCAUCCCUCUAUCCUUCCCUCCAUCCCUCCAUCUCUCCCUCCAUCCCUCAUGGCCUCUAUCUUCUCCUCCAAUCCCCUAUCCUUCCCUCCAUUCCCUCCAUCUCUCCCUCCAUCCCUCCAUGCUCUACUCUAUCCGCCAUCCCAUCUAUCCUUCCCUCCAUUCCUCUAUCUCUCCCUCUCAGCCCCCCAGACCCCAGACCCCAUAUAACCAGUAGUCCCAUUACCGCCUGUUCAGAUGAAUCUGUUCUUAGUAUCAUUUCUGCUCUGGUAUCUGAUCUGGCAGCCCAGCCAGGUCCUUCUUAGUCCAAGGCUGUGUCCCAAAUGGCACCAUAUUCCCUAUAUAGUGCACUACUUAUGACCAGGCUCCAGUGCUCUGCACUAUAUAGGGAAUAGGGUGGGACACAACCCAAGUCAUCUCUCAUUGUCCUGCUUGACAGAAUAUUGCAUUUUGUUUUGUCUGGGACCAUACCCAGCGUUGUAUGUGUGUGUCCACCUAUUUGUGUGUGUGUCUGUGUGUGUCUGUGUGUGUGUGUGUGUAUGUGUGUGUGUGUCUGUGUCUGUGGCUGUGUGUGUGUGUGUGUGUAUGUGUGUGAGUGUGUGUGUGUGUGUGUGUGUCUGUCUGUCUGUGUGUGUGUGUCUGUGUCUGUGUCUGUGUGUGUGUGUGUGUGUGUGUGUGUGUGUCUGUGUCUGUGUCUGUGUCUGUGUCUGUGUGUGUGUGUGUGUGUGUGUGUGUGUGUCUGUGUGUGUGUGUGUGUGUGUGUCCCCGAGCAUCCAUUCCUAUCACCGUCUUCUGUUGCGGAGCGCCCUGCCAACCGUCUUCCCUAACAGCAGGACAGCCCAUAAUGAGCCUUCUCCGUAACUAAGGCCAGAUGGUGUCAGGGUGGUUCAGGUCUAGUCUCUACACUAGGUGAUUAUGACGUUAUUAUGAGUAAGGCCAGUAUUGCAAUAUAUAUAUAAAAAAAAGAAAACAUGAAGCAGACCUAACUCUUUGGUGUUUUAAAAACCUGCUGUAUGUAAAAAAUUGUGUGCUUGGAAAAUAAAUAAAUGUGACUCUGGAUGACAACGUAAUGAUGUUUGUUUCCAACAUUAGGAAUGUGUUCCUAAAGAAGUUAAAUCCACUUUGUUUUGUUUCCUCGCCACGUCACUAAGGAAUAUCGCUGGUAUCAUCCCAGCCCUAAUAAUGAGCGUUUUCAUUAUAUUUCUCUGUGUGUGUGUGUGUGUGUUACAUCACUGUAGCUGUGCGUGAACGUGCGCGUGCGUGUGUGUUUGUGUGAUGAUGAGGAUUAAGUUGAUGGCUGUUUUGUAUCGAUAUCAAAAGAGCCUUUAUAUCCAUAUUGGUUGUACAUGUAACAUUGAACACAAGCUAUUGGUAAGCUAUUAUAGCUUUUGAAUAAGGUAAAGUUGAGAAUUAGAAACAUUUAAAUCAUCAUUGGCUUCAGGAGGGCCGUUAAUGAAUGUAACCCUCUCUCUCUCUCGAGAACAGGCCGUUAAUAAUUAGAUCUCUCCUCUCUCUCUCGCUCUCUCUCUCUUCUCUCUACUCCCGCCCCCCCCACCCCCCCCCACCCCCCCCCCCACCCCCCUCUCUCUCUCUUCUUAUCUCUCUUCUCUGUCUGUCUCUCUGUCUCUCUCUUUCUCCCCCUCCACCCAGGUUUCUAUCUGAGAGACGUUGCCCAGGCCUGUGGUGAUUCAGGGGUCCGGUUCAUCGGGCCCUCCCCAGAAAUGGUGUGCAAGAUGGGGGGGAAAAAUGGAGGCUCGCUCCCUGGCUAUCAGCAC